UCCUCUUCUUUGUCUUUCAGGCCGAGCACCGUACGAUGACCGCGUUCAUUCUGGCCGUCAUAGUGAACAACUACAACACCGGUCAGGAGGCCUGUCUACAGGGGAACCUCAUAGCCAUUUGCCUGGAACAACUCAAUGACCCUCACCCGCUACUCCGCCAAUGGGUGGCCAUCUGUCUGGGCCGAAUCUGGCAGAACUUUGACUCUGCGCGCUGGUGCGGUGUGAGAGACAGCGCCCACGAAAAGCUUUACAGCCUCCUGACUGACUCCAUACCUGAGGUUCGCUGUGCCGCGGUUUUUGCUCUUGGGACCUUUGUGGGGAACUCUGGGGAGAGGACGGACCACUCCACCACAAUAGAUCACAAUGUGGCCAUGAUGUUGGCGCAACUCCUCAAUGACGGCAGUGCCAUGGUCCGCAAGGAGCUGGUUGUCGCUCUCAGUCACUUAGUUGUUCAGUAUGAGAGUAAUUUCUGCACGGUGGCGCUGCAGUUCAUAGAGGAGGAGAAGAAUUACCACCUGCCGUCACCAGCCGCCAUGGAGGCCGGCAACCUGAUCCCGGUGCGGGAGGCUCCCAGCACCCCUCGCCUCCGAUCCGUCAGCUCUUAUGGGAACAUCCGGGCAGUGAGCACCCCGAGAAACCUAAACAAGUCAUUACAGAACCUCAGUCUGACUGAAGAAGGUGGAGGGCCUGCAGUUUUCUCUCCCGGGAACCUCAGCACCAGCAGCAGCGCAAGCAGCACUCUCGGGAGCCCGGACAACGAGGAGUACAUCCUGUCCUUCGACACCAUUGACAAGAUGAGAAGAGUCAGCUCCUACUCCUCCCUCAACUCUCUGAUAGGAGUCUCCUUCAAUAGUGUUUAUACCCAGAUCUGGAGGGUUCUUCUUCACCUGGCUGCUGACCCGUACCCUGAAGCUUCAGACCUGGCCAUGAAGGUGCUGAACAGUAUAGCAUACAAGGCCACCUUGAGCACUCGCCCCCAGCGCAUUUUGGACGCUGCCUCUCUCACCCAGUCUGCCCCAGCCAGCCCCACUAAUAAAGGGAUGCAUAUCCACCAAGUUGGGGGGUCACCUCCAACUCCAAGCGCCAGCAGCUCAAGUCUCACCAACGAUGUCGCCAAACCCACCAUCAGUAGAGAGUUGCCUUCUGCCCGACCUGCCAAUGUUGGAGGAAAUAUAGGGGUACAAUAUACUCCACAUUCUCACCAAUUCCCCCGAACCCGCAAGAUGUUUGACAAAGGCCCGGAUCAGGUGCCAUACUGUGCUGUUCGUGUAACCUGA
Hyla sarda is the source of this 1277-nucleotide messenger RNA. Its product is annotated as regulatory-associated protein of mTOR-like. The transcript is spliced from 10 exons. Gene Ontology annotation, molecular function: protein-macromolecule adaptor activity; protein binding. Gene Ontology annotation, cellular component: cytoplasm; TORC1 complex. Lineage: Eukaryota; Metazoa; Chordata; Amphibia; Anura; Hylidae. The coding region runs from base 36 to 1277 and encodes 413 amino acids. The record is from RefSeq and is a predicted model, not a curated record. Gene Ontology annotation, biological process: cellular response to amino acid stimulus; regulation of autophagy; TORC1 signaling.